This is a messenger RNA of Corythoichthys intestinalis (scribbled pipefish), 1400 nucleotides long. It is a transcript of the gene apex1, whose product is annotated as APEX nuclease (multifunctional DNA repair enzyme) 1. The record is from RefSeq and is a predicted model, not a curated record. The transcript is spliced from 5 exons. The coding region runs from base 322 to 1257 and encodes 311 amino acids. Gene Ontology annotation, molecular function: endonuclease activity; phosphoric diester hydrolase activity; DNA binding. Gene Ontology annotation, cellular component: nucleus. Lineage: Eukaryota; Metazoa; Chordata; Actinopteri; Syngnathiformes; Syngnathidae. Gene Ontology annotation, biological process: base-excision repair.
UUAUUUCGAAAACUAUUCCUGUUUAAUGACUUUUCUUAAUCUAACUGUACAGUACAAAGUCAUUGAUCACCUUAGAUUUUUUUAAAAUGUGAUUUUGGUUUCAACAACGUCAUCAUAAUCAUAUUCGGCAGCAGCAUUAACCGCUUCCGCGAUUGGUUUUGCAUAAAUUUUGGGGGAGUGACUGAAGGUAGACUGUCUGAGCAGCAGCGUGUCCUGGCUGGGCUUUUGCAUCCUGCUUAGAGUGCAACGGCGCUUCUACUGUGGUGUGCGCGUGUGGGUGGUCUGCAAAUUGUGCUUUCCGCCGUUCGAGCAAAUUCAAGCAUGAAGAGAGGCAAGAAGGCAGAGGAGGCACCAGCAGAAGGGGACAAUGAUGCCGCCUCUGAAAGUACUCCCAAGAAAGCAAAGAAGACUAAAGAACCAGAAGCCCCUAUUUUGUACGAAGAUCCCCCUGAUAAAAUGACCAGCAAAGAUGGACGUGAUGCCAACAUGAAGAUCACUUCUUGGAACGUCGACGGACUGAGAGCCUGGGUGAAGAAGAAUGGCCUGGAUUGGGUGCGUGAGGAGAAUCCAGACAUCCUGUGCCUGCAGGAGACCAAGUGCGCGGAGAAAAGCCUGCCUGCCGCCAUCACAUCCAUGCCCGAGUACCCGCACAAGUACUGGUGCGGGUCGGAAGAAAAGGAAGGCUACAGCGGCGUGGCCAUGCUCUGCAAAACGGAACCGGUCAAAGUGACGUACGGCAUCGGUAAAGAAGAACACGAUAAGGAAGGCCGCGUCAUUACCGCAGAGUUCCCCACUUUCUACCUGGUGACAGCCUACGUCCCCAAUGCCAGCAAAGGUCUCGUCCGCUUAGACUACCGCAAAACCUGGGACGUAGACUUCCGCUCCUACUUGAGCGAGCUGGAUGUACAGAAGCCCGUGGUGCUGUGCGGCGACCUCAAUGUGGCCCACCAAGAGAUCGACCUGAAAAACCCCAAGGGGAACAAGAAGAACGCCGGCUUUACACCGGAGGAGCGCGAGGGCUUCGGCCAGCUACUGGAGGCCGGUUUCGUCGACAGCUUCCGUGAGCUUUACCCCGAGCAGGCCAACGCCUACACCUUCUGGACCUACAUGAUGAAUUCCAGGUCUAAGAACGUGGGCUGGAGGCUGGAUUAUUUUGUGCUCUCAUCCUCCCUGGUGCCCGCUUUGUGCGAUAGCAAGAUUCGCACCAAAGCUAUGGGGAGCGACCACUGCCCUAUUACACUGCAUAUUGUCGUAUAGCUUCUUUUUGAGUCAGAUUCACUGGUAGAGCAAGUGUUAAGUUUUGCUUGAGCUGAAAAUAUGCAACACUAAGCAUUGUUUUUCAUCCAAAAAAGUGAUGUACUCUGGUAUCACACUAAUAAAAAUCUGGUUUCUAGAGACAA